Molecule: messenger RNA, 716 nt
Organism: Scylla paramamosain (green mud crab)
Lineage: Eukaryota; Metazoa; Arthropoda; Malacostraca; Decapoda; Portunidae
Product: cuticle protein AM1159-like
Exons: 3
Coding region: 48-479 (143 amino acids)
Cellular component (GO): chitin-based extracellular matrix
Molecular function (GO): structural constituent of chitin-based larval cuticle
Source: RefSeq, a predicted model, not a curated record
UGAGGCCGAACUGAAGCAGGACAUCAGUGUCUGCUGCUCACCUCAUCAUGAAGUUUGUGAUCAUCGCCGCCCUCGUCGCCGUGGCCUUCGCCGCCCCCGACAGGCCCUACAACACCUAUGGCUCCGGAUCCAGCGAGGAGGCAGAGAUCCUGCAGCACGACUUCGUUCUUGAGGACGACGGCAGGUACAACCUGGACGUGAAGACCAGCAACGGCAUCUCUGUUUCCCAGCACGGCAGCCCCGACGGCCCCAAGGGCGCCGUGGUCAAGAGUGGAGUGUUCUCCUACACCGCCCCUGACGGCACCCCCGUUCAAGUCAAGUUCGUCGCCAACGAGCACGGCUUCCAGCCAGAGUCUGACCUGUUGCCUGUGGCUCCCGAGUUCCCCCACCCCAUCCCCCAGUUCGUGCUGGACCAGAUCGCUAAGGCUGCCGAGGAGGACCGCAACCGCUCUCCCGAAGACAGAUACUCCUAUGCUUAAACGCCUUAGAUCACCUGGACGUCACAGUACGUCCAAAGUUGACCAGUGGCUGCUAAGACAUAUUCCGACUCCACAUUUUCUUCUAAGUCUUCAAGAAUUAAUAUAAUUUCUUUUUCCAUUGAAAAUGUAAACUAGUGCGUGCGUGUCUGGAGGGAUGGACUGUUUGUCCAACUUCCAUUAUGUGAGUGAAUGUUGUGUCGCGUAUUUAUUUGAUAUCUAAUAAAGCAAAGAUAUAUU